Messenger RNA from Gilbertella persicaria, 1798 nucleotides. RefSeq lists its product as uncharacterized. The transcript has 4 exons. NCBI's taxonomy places the organism in Eukaryota, Fungi, Mucoromycota, Mucoromycetes, Mucorales, Choanephoraceae. The record is from RefSeq and is a predicted model, not a curated record. Bases 122 to 1714 code for a protein of 530 amino acids. Gene Ontology annotation, cellular component: nucleus.
CCCCCCCAAGACAAUCAUUGAUUAAUUUAGUUACAAUCAUUUGCACUCAUUUUACUUUCUCUUUUAUUUUUUCCCCCUCUUUUCCUUUUUCUUUCUAACUUGAACGAAGCUUCAAGUGGCCAUGUCACAAAGUUUCGAUUUACCACCAAAUCAACCUCCAGCAAACAAUAAUGAUAAUGAUAUCAGAUCAAUCCCUCAGACGAGUACAAAUCAAUUCAAACCACCACGUAUAUUAGAUUAUGGACCAUUUCAAGGCCAAGAGGGAGAUACGUUUCAUAUUAAUUUUACAUUACAACAAAGCUUGGACCCUUCCUAUGCACUCAGAAUAGCUUUUGAUUCUUGUUUCACAACGUGUCAUUUUUCAGUCAAUCCGGUUACUCAAGUUGUCACCCUUCAUACAACAGUGCCAAACUCAAAUGUACUUACUUGCACUGAUCUCUCACGAGUGCCUGUCUAUCUUAUUGUUAUGCAACAGGAAGAUCAAAAGAUUAUUGAUAGUUGGCUUGUUGGCUAUUUUUCAUACUAUUCAAGAAAACGAGCAUCUACAGAAUAUGGACAGGUAGGUAGUGCUGGACUUAAUGAAGAAACAAAGCGCUCUAGAUCAGAUCACUUGCAACAACCAUCCUAUACGAUUGCACCUAGCUAUUCUUCAUCGUCAUCCAACACAGGCUAUUAUGGACUUCAGCAUGCUCCAUACGUAGGUUUGCCUCCUACACAACCAUCGCCUAGACAGCGAGAAUAUUUUGAAGACCCUACUUUAUUAAGCUAUUAUCGAUCAAAUGAUCCUACAAGUAAUUUCGAAUCACCUUAUGGUGAUACAGCGUCUAGCUUCAUGGGUGCAAGCGGAAGCGCGGCCCCCAUGUUGGCUACGCAGACUCAGCCUUCAGUACCUCCCACACAACCUCAAAGCACACCUCAAGAAGCCUAUAACUUGAUGCCAAUCUUAGACACUGCUUCCAUAUCGCAGCAACAUCCGCCUUCCUUGCCAUCUUCUUCUACCCUUCUUCCAUCACCUACUUCUAAUCUACAAAUGAAACCUAUUCAACCACCAUUAUCUUCGUCUUCAAGCGAACCUUAUCCUUCUUCUAUUUCACCUACAUCGACUGGCGCCAAUCCUUUUGCUAAUCUUUUGAACAAAGCCAAUCUUCGUAUUGAAGGCAAUCUAGAAGACAUGCUCAAAUACUGGACAGCUGAGGAAUGGGAAAACCAACGUCGUCUUGUUCAAUUCUGGCGAAGACAAGAAGGUAAUGAAGUGACUUGUAAGUUUGAUAAGUUUACACUUCCCCUUGAAAAAUCCAAGCAGCCUGAUAUGAACAAGAUCAUCGUUGUCUCUUGCAUCUAUUGGAAAGAAAAAGAUGAUUACUUUAUCACUUCAGUGGAUUGUAUCUAUCUUUUGGAAAACUUGAUUGGUGUCAAAUUUACAGUGGAAGAAAAGAACAGGAUUCGAAGAAAUCUAGAGGGUUAUAGACCAUUGACAGUGAGCAAGAUGAAGCCUGAGUCUGCUGAUUUCUUCAAGUUAAUUAUGGGGUUUCCUAACCCGAAGCCAAGGAAUAUUGAAAAGGAUGUCAAGGUGUUUCCCUGGACAACCUUGGGUGUCGCCCUGAAAAAGAUUAUCAGUAAAUAUACGGCAAGCUACAGUAGUACAGCUAGUGUCAAUUACGAUGUCUUAAGUUCUACUACAGCAAGUGGCGAAUACAGUCAACAGCAACAAUAAUAUUAAUAUGUACAUCAUUUACUUUAUAAUAUUCUAAUAUUUAAUUAAUAAUAACUAUGAUACAAUGAAGAAAGAUAUUUACAG